AUGAAAAAUGUGAGACCUAGCAAUCAAAAAGGUCCUCUUAGCUCUAGAGAACAACCCAUUAUUGAAGAAGAUGUAUCUUCCGAUAGGGAUUGUCAGAAUUGCCUUUUUCUAAAGAAACAACACCAAGAUUUAGUUGUUGAAUUGGACCAAAAGAUCAAAGAAAAAGAUGAUUUUAACAUAAAUUUUAUAUCAAUUGGUCAACUCCAACAACAUUAUAUAUCAAUUGUUCAACUCGACCAAAAUUAUAUAUCAUUUAAUCAACUCAAUCAACAUUAUAUUUCAAUUGACCAACACAAUCUAAAAAUUCAAACUCUCAUCAAAAGUCAUAAUACAGAGCUCAAUGGCUACAAGAAUCUUUCAGAACAAUACUCAAAGAUCAUCGAUGAGAAAUUAAAAACCAUUCAAUAUUUGGAAUCUAGAAUUCUGUCAUUCAGAGCAACAGAAAAUGAACAAUUGGCUAAGGAAUUUCGUCAAAACAAUAGUCAAGCUACAAUGUUGUCAACUAAACGUCCAAUGUUGGGCAUUUUCAAUGAAAAUUAUCUCGUUUUCAUCCGCCAAUGUAUUUCUCAGUUUGUUGAUGUCGUCCCAACUGCAAUCAGCGAUAGAAAAGUAGCAUUUAUAGUCCAACAAAUCUUUAAAGACUGUUUUACAUUUUGUAAACAAGUUCUUAUCGAUCCUCUCAUUGCUUUAAUCCAAAACAUGACACCUCAAGAAAAACAAAUUAUGGAAAACAAUUAUUUUGAGAUGAUGGGUGGAAAGGAUUUAAAAACCAUAGUACCAUAUCAAAGAGCUUAUCAAGAAUUUGAUUAUAUUCAAUCAUUAUUCUCAAAUGCCGAUCCAAAUAAAGAACAAGAAGCCAAAAUAGCCUUCAAGUCGCUCAUUGAUGGUUGUUGCAAUUAUGCUUGGAGAAUUUUAUUGACACAACCAUCGGUUGAGAUUGUCAAUGAUUCAUAUGAGCAUUUUGAAGCAUUCAACAAAGACAAUCAUAUUUCUUUCCCUUCAGCAGAAAUAUUGGAGAAAGGAUUUAUAGAUCUUUUAGUUCUACCUCAAAUCGUAUCAGUCAAAGACAAGAAAAUCGCCUCCAAAGCUUUGGUUUUCUUGGGCAAGAGUACAGAAGAAAUUUAUAUGAAUCAUUUUGAAGCAACAUAUAUAACCUUGAAAAAUUUGGUCGAUAAUCAUUCUCCAAUUAAAAUUAUUAAUUUAGAAUCAUCAAUACCGCCACCACCACCACCACCACCACCAAGAACAUCAACCCAAAGAGAUCGCCAAACACAAUUGAAAAAUGGACUCUCCAAGAAGGACUCAUCAUCAACCUCCUUACUUUUUAAAUUUGAAGAGAAGAAGGAUGAAAUGGAUACAGGUAAUGAUAAUAAUCAACAUGGUUUUUAA
Cavenderia fasciculata is the source of this 1389-nucleotide messenger RNA. RefSeq lists its product as uncharacterized. Lineage: Eukaryota; Evosea; Eumycetozoa; Acytosteliales; Cavenderiaceae. The coding region runs from base 1 to 1389 and encodes 462 amino acids. The transcript has 2 exons. The record is from RefSeq and is a predicted model, not a curated record.